CCGGCCGAAGGCUUCCAGUACCAGCACACCCUCGACUACGCUCGAGGGGACCGGCCGCUGGUGCUCAAUUUCGGCAGCUGCACCGACCCACCGUUCAUGGCGCGAAUGAGCGCCUUCCGGCGCCUGGUCACCAAGUACCAGCGCCACGUGGACUUUCUCAUCAUCUACAUCGAGGAGGCGCACCCCUCGGACGGCUGGGUCACCACUGACACCCCCUACAUCAUCCCACAGCACCGGAGCCUGGACGACCGGGUCAGCGCCGCGCGGGUUCUGCAGCAGGGGGUGCCCGGCUGCGCCCUGGUCCUCGACACCAUGACCAACUCCAGCAGCUCCGCCUACGGCGCCUACUUCGAGCGCCUCUACGUCGUCCAGAGCGGCAUCAUCAUGUACCAGGGCGGCCGCGGCCCUGACGGCUACCAGGUCUCGGAGCUGCGCACCUGGCUGGAGCGCUACGAUGAGCAGCUGCACAGCGCUCUGCCCCGGCCAGUGUAGGCAGCCGAGGGGCCCUGGACUGAACUUGGAGGGCCCCGCCUUCGAGCCUUCGAAGCCCACGUGCACACAAGGUCCCAACCCAAGUCCGGUUUGGCGAGGGCCCAGUGACCAGCUGUGCUGAGCCACAGGUCGCAGGCCGGGUCUGCACCCUCCGCCAGGCCACCUGAAGACUCCCCGCCCCCCUCCUCUGCUUCUGUGACUGUCCCUGCCUGGCUGGGUCUCAGGCCCCUUCUGAGUGUGGAUGUGGUGCUACCCUUUGCUGCUGCCCCUGGACUUGUCCCACAGAGACCCCUGCUGUGUUCUCGCACCCCCUCCCCAGAGAAGAGGGCCAAGCCUUUGCCAGGGUCCGCGGCCUCUGCAAAGAGACUCCGGCCGUGUCCUGGCACCUGCGCGCGGCUGGGCUCAGCAGUGUGCGCAGCCCACCCUGGUUGCCCGGCACCACACCUGCCGCUUGGGGAGGGGUGCCCGCUGUUUUGUGUCUGUUUCGUGUCCGUGAGGUGGGGGAGGGGGGUGGGCAGGGUUGUUUCCCCCCCUUAGUUGGGGUGCUCUGGAGCCCCGCUGCUGAUGAUGAGCUGCCUCUAACUGGUCUUGACCACGAGCUGCUUCUGAAUUGCAGGGGGACUCCCAGGGGCGCCUA
Molecule: messenger RNA, 1129 nt
Organism: Myotis lucifugus (little brown bat)
Lineage: Eukaryota; Metazoa; Chordata; Mammalia; Chiroptera; Vespertilionidae
Gene: DIO3
Product: iodothyronine deiodinase 3
Molecular function (GO): thyroxine 5'-deiodinase activity
Source: RefSeq, a predicted model, not a curated record